AUGAAAAUGAACACAGAUCGGUUCACCAUUACAGCAGAGGAAUACUUAGCAGAGAGCAGUGCUCUUUUCUAUCUGAAUGAUGCUGUGAUUCAGCUGCUGGAGCACAGAGAGGAAUUCAUCCAGUUUGGCAUCAUGCGAUAUUUUGCAGAAUACUUCACCAGUGUGAAGAAUGGGAACCAUGUUCUGUUCAGAGAAUUCAGCUAUGUUAAAGGUACAGCACACAACCGAGCUUCCUUCAUCCACAUCUUCUGGAAAUGCUUCAGACAGAUUGGAAAGAACAGAGAUUUGCUAACGAUGAUGGAGUAUACGUCGCUUCUCCAGCUCUUAUGUCCAGACUUUCCUGCUGAAAUGGUGCAGAACACAGCCAAGAUUGUCCUGAUGGAGGAUGCUAUGGACUGCCCCAUGUCCUUCUCAGAUUUCAUCUACUCUCUCCAAAUCCAGUUUUAUUAUGAAGAGUUCCUUGAGAGUGUGAUGGUGAUUUAUGAGGACUUGCUCGAGGGAAAGAACCCGAACGCCGUCAUCGUCCCGACCUCGACGUCAGCCGAAACCAUAUCCAGUGAUGACACGGACAUGCAGGAGGGAGUGGACUCCUCCGUCCUGCUCGAGUGUAUCGAGGGACUGUGUGAACGUUUUAAGCACAAACAUCCACCUCUUUCUGCCAUUAAGGAGGUUCUGGAGAGCAGCACGCGAGUCUCCUACUACGGCUUCCUGAUGGCUUUGGCCAAACACGAGGGAAUCAGUCAGGAAAUCGGUGCUCUUCCGAACAGAUCGGACCUGCUCAUCGACCCUGAGAUGGAUCAGGAGUUGGAGAGACUUGUAGCUCAGGUGGCCAUCAGUCCGACAUCGAACAGCAGCAGCAGUGCACAAGGACUGAAGGAGCCAUGCAGGAAACCAUCACCGCGUAAAUCCCUGCAUCAGCGCAAGAGGAUAGAGAUGGAAAGCGACGGCUCCACGGAGGAGACCGACUCCUCUGAGAAUUAA
Messenger RNA from Neoarius graeffei (lesser salmon catfish), 981 nucleotides. RefSeq names its product centriolar satellite-associated tubulin polyglutamylase complex regulator 1 (gene cstpp1). Lineage: Eukaryota; Metazoa; Chordata; Actinopteri; Siluriformes; Ariidae. The record is from RefSeq and is a predicted model, not a curated record. The coding region runs from base 1 to 981 and encodes 326 amino acids. The transcript is spliced from 9 exons.